This is a messenger RNA of Lactuca virosa, 963 nucleotides long. The record is from the annotation of a GenBank genome assembly. Lineage: Eukaryota; Viridiplantae; Streptophyta; Magnoliopsida; Asterales; Asteraceae.
AUGAACACUCACCGCUGCUCCCUUCGCCGACGAUUCCGACUGUCGCCACCUUCAGCCUCCACCGACGAUUCCAUCGUCCGCCGCCAACGCCAUCGGUCAGCGCCUCCGUCGGCAGCCCGUUCUCGACCAAACCUCUCGUCGCCGGAAAAACGCGCCUCGCCGCUGUCACCUGCUCCUGCUCCCUUCGUCGGCGCUCUACCCCCGCUCUACUCCCCACCUAAUUUCGACCAAACCCCACCCAUCUAUUCGCCGGUAAACCGCUCGACGCCCCCAUUCCCACCCUCGCCGGAAAAUCAUGAAACGUCCAUUCCGCCUCCACAUUCCAUCAAAACUCGAAAAUUCUUGGGGCAUUCUUUACCAAACGCUCCACCACACACCGAUCUACUAUUAAUUUGGGAAAAUCUCAUCGCCGGAAAACCGAGCUUCGCCGCCGGCCGCCGUCUGUCGCCGCCGCCGGCCGCCGUCACCAAUUUUGACCAAAAAUUUAAAAAUUUUUGUUUCUCGCCGGAGUUUCAAAAGAUUCAACCUUGUGGGUCAAAUUCAAGCUUGGGGUGCGGUUUUAGCGGAUUUCUUUUCGGGUUUCGACACUCGAAAUUGGUGGACCCUGACAAUGCUGAUAGCCCAUUUGAGGCUGAAGACCAUUAUGAUCUCCCGAUCCGCCAGUUGCCACCACCUUAUCCAUGUCAAGCCUCCGGGUCACACUCUCAGCCCUCGGGAGAACACUUCCAGCCACAACAUGAUUAUCACUCAUACCAGAAACACAAUGAGCCCGACCCCGCACACGAGUUUCCUCUCGAUAUUUACAGUCAGCUUGCUUCCUUGCGCCUCCAGGGCAACAGGAACACCGCAACCAUCCACCGCAUUGAGGAACAACAAGCACGCACCAACACUUACAUGGAGGACCUUUGGUAUCAUUUUCAGCCCGAGGGCGGUUAUCCCCCUCGAGGGCCUCCUCCACCUUGA